Messenger RNA from Mytilus trossulus (common blue mussel), 1397 nucleotides. Its product is annotated as neuromedin-U receptor 1-like. The coding region runs from base 225 to 1382 and encodes 385 amino acids. The record is from RefSeq and is a predicted model, not a curated record. Gene Ontology annotation, cellular component: plasma membrane. The transcript has a single exon. Gene Ontology annotation, molecular function: neuropeptide receptor activity. Gene Ontology annotation, biological process: neuropeptide signaling pathway. NCBI's taxonomy places the organism in Eukaryota, Metazoa, Mollusca, Bivalvia, Mytilida, Mytilidae.
GCUGCUGAAACAACUCGACAUAGGAAGGAAGUUCUCUUGAGAUAGUAUCGUUUUUAACUGUGAUUUCUUUAUACUGCAUGUAAACCACACACUUAACUUAAAGAGAUUUGCAAUUUUCAAUUGAUAUAAGUAUCCACUAAUUUCGUAUUCUAAUUAAACAACAAGGAGCAACUCUUUUGUGUAUAACAGUUCUAGACCUGUUCCUUCAAAUAAUAAAUGCAAAAAUGGCGGAAAACUAUACAAAUGUUGAAAUGUCGCUCGACGACUUCAAUGAUGACGAAACAGCAAAAAGAACAUCUGCAAUCGUUUAUUUAUCAGUUGUCAUGGCCUUAGGUAUUCCUGGAAAUUUACUAGUGAUUAUUGUGUACUUUGGUUCACACGGGCGAAGAGAUGGCACACACUGGAUGUACAUCCGGGCUUUAUCUAUCACCGAUUUACUGGUGUGUACGGUCGCAAUACCAUUUGAAUUGUUCCAACAAACGCACCAGUUAACAUUUUAUUCUGCAGCAGGAUGUAGUAUAUUCAGAUCAAUAAGCGUAAAUUUAUCCUUGACCUCAUCUCUUCUUUUAAUUGCGAUGUCAGGAAAUCGUCUUAGACGGGUAUGUCAACCUCUAAAAAAACAGCUAACUAUGAAACAAGGUUAUGUGACGAUUGCCAUCGUAGUUGGAAUUGCCUUGUUAUUUUGUUGGCCGGAAGGAGCGUUGAGUGGAAUAAGCUUGGAAAGGUUAGAUAACAAUUUGACAGGAUAUGAUUGCAGCUUUUCAGACAGAUUUCGCGGGGAAAAUUACACAACGAUAUACAGUACAGUCCUUUUAACAGUGUAUAUUUCCUGUAUGCUUGCACUUGUUAUUAUGUAUUCAAUAGUUGGACAGAAAGUGAUCGAACGAACCAAAUUUCAAAAAUCUCUCCGAAGAAAAUAUUCAGUAUCACCGUCAUCUGCUGUUACAGAGACAACCGCAAGUGAAAACCUUACCACCGACACAUUGGAUGAAAAAAGUGAAUGUGAGGAUGAAAAAAAAUCUAUUGAAAUGAUUAAACAUUCAGGAAUAAUUGAAAAUAACGACAAUAAGCCACAUAAAAUAAAGCGUAAGACAGUUUCAGAGAAGAACCCAUCGAAAAAGGUUACGCGGAUUGCAUUCGUUAUUAGUUUCUGCUUUAUACUGAGUUACCUGCCGUACGUUGCAGUAAAACUGAAUGCGUCUGUCAUAAAAGGUCGAUUUGUAAGAACGCCACUUACAAACGCCAUCUUUCCUAUCCUGGCGAGAACAUCGAUCAUUAACAAUAUCGUAAAUCCUGUCAUUUACGGAUUUCUCGAUCCGACGUUUUUACUAAAUUGCAAAAUGACGAUUAAACAAAUCCUUUGCAUAAAGUCCCAAAACUAAAGAUAUUUUAUUUGA